AUGCCCUCGUCUCCGCCAGACCCCAACCGCGACAGGCCUCCUCAGAUCCGCACAUCCAAGCCAUCCCUUGAGCCCUCGCCCGCCGUCGUCGCCACCACCUCCCCUCCCCGUCCGUCGGGCAACCACCAGCCCCAUAUCCUCACUCGGCGAUUUCUCGGGCCCAUACCUGACCGCGUCACCAGCUCUGCUGAAGUAGAAGAAAGGCGGCGCGACUUUCUCGACCUGCGGCGAAAAGCCAUAGACAAGUGGAAAAGGGAGAUCAGAGAUGAUGAUUACUCGUUGUACAGUGUCGCCGACGCCCAGAGCGAGGACGGCAGGCUACGGCGAGCAGUGUCCAAGAUUCGGAUCAAGAGGCGAAACAAGCAUGGAAUGGAGAUUGAAGAGGAUCUCGACCUUGACGAGACGGGCACUCAGCUUGGCGGCAAGGCAAAAGUCGGGAAAGAGGUGUGGGUAGGCGAGAGCUUUGAUAUCGGGCAAGAGUUCAUGUCGACCGCCGCUGCCGACACGCAUACUCCCGAGCUUGAUGAAGCUGAGCAAGGGAGCAGCCAAGCUUCAGCCUCUACCAUCAAACCCAAGCCCAUAUCCCGGCCCUCGACCACGUCUCUAGCGACAGGGGAGACGUUUGUGACAGCACGCACGGCGUUUUCACCAUCCCAGUCCUCUUUGGCUAUCGACACCCAAUCCACCAGCCAGAUCCCCAACCCUUCUCCUUCCCUCCACGGGUCUCAAAACGCACAGCUUCACUCUCCCCACACCCACCACUCCGCAUCGUCCUCGACUCAACCACUCAUCGACUCUUCCGAACUCUCAGACUCGCCUCCAGGCUCGAGCAAGAAGGGCAAAGAGCCCGCCCGUUCGGUACGCACCAACACCUCGCUACCGAACAGGCUCAAAUCUGCUUUACGCUACUCGAAACCGAAUCUCCGCGUAUCGUCCUCUGCUGUCAUUGGAGAUGACGAAGAGCAAGCAGAUCCGCGGGAGGGGCAGCAGAAAGCAAAGACUGUCCAGUUCCCAGCGGAUUAUGCGAGUGUGAUGCCGAGUUUGGCUAGGAGCGGGGACGGUGAGCCGGCAAAGCCCGAGCAUGUCUUGGAGAGGGAAGGCGCAGAGGCGGAGGGGACUAGUGCGGGGGCAGUAGAGGAGGGGCUGGGAGAGAAUGAGUGGCUGCCGGAAGAACGAAAGGUUGGAGAGGUCAUUCUGCGUGAUCGAAUGCUCGUAAGAGUAGGUUAUCACCGCGAGAACAAUAUCACCAUCUUUGACGAAACUGCCCAGCGCCGAAACCCAUGCCAAAGACUUGAUGUGUUUGAAGAAUACAUUGUGGUGUGGCGAAAAGGCCAAGUCGAAUUCUACCAAGACUGGAAAGUGCCCCUUCGCGAGCGCAUGGUCGGCACCAAACGUCUCUGUUUCGUCAUCCCUCUCCUACCCCAUCGAACGUCGCUUUCAGUCUUCAACCCGGACGAUCUUACGCUGGCUCUGACGACUUCGGUCGAAAAACUUCAUCUCGAGAUUGAGAGGCUCUUACACAUCUCAGACACAAAGGGUACACAAAUCUUCCUCUUCAAGCUAUCCGAACGAUCACGAGCUCUAGACUGGUACUGGGAACUCUUCCGAGAUCUUGGCGGGGAGCUUCCGGAUAGAUUCGACAUUUUCGCCCCUUCCCUCUCUACCUAUGUCCGCUUCCGCGUGCCCCAAGGCGAGGAAGCCGACGAAACCGCCCUUUUCAAACGGUACAACCGCGACCGCGUCAUCAAAACUUGUUGGGAGGUCCUCAACAAGGACAAUAGCAUCGACGAGUUGUUGAAGGAGAGGGAGCUUGAGAAGAGGGAGGUGAUUGAUUUGGAGUUGGUCUGGAAAGGGGCUGAUGGGGCGUUGGAUUGGGUGGCUUAUGGGAACACUGUGGAAGGGUUGAAGAGGCCGUGGGCUAUGUUGGCUGGAUUGGCGAGGGUGCAGGCGAAUGGCAGGGAGCUGCAGCUGCGACCGGCAAAACAUCAGCCAAAGUCUCUCAAGCUGGAAGAUGGCACCUGGCUCGACGAGCCUGCUGGCGUGGAGGGUUAUCUCGUCAGGCACAGACCUGCGAGUGGUCCGAAAGAGUCCAUCUAUGUGACGAUACACGAUGGCUGCAUAUUCAUGACCACGAUGAGAGAAGCCAAACCACCGUUGCUUCCCCAGGCCGAAGGAUCCAUCCCCUCCGACAUUUUCCCUGAUGUGCAUCGACAGUUCCUCCAGAACGAGCACAAACGUAUGGCAACGACUAUCCAGCGCUCGGCCGGCUGUCUGGAUCUCAGGGAUAUCACGAGUGUCAAGUUUGAGCAGGGUGCCGAGUCGAACGAUGGUCAGGGCGAGGGUACGGGGACUGUCUUCAACGUGCAUCUUGCGCAUGGGGGAGUCAUGAUCCAGCUGGAAGCGCACUCGGAGCAAGUCGCAAAGGAGUGGGUGGAAAGGCUCAAUGAUUUGAGAGGCUUUUGGAUGAGGAAGCAUCGAGUCGAGGCUCGUAUGCGUAUGGACGCAAUGGAGCUGGCUCAAAAAGGCGACAUCCUUACAGGAGCAGCGACGGAAGCUUCUGAUGAUUUCUUGUCCUCUAUCUGGGACUGGUGUACCGUCAAGGGCUGCAGGUCCAUCUGUCUGUCGGGGAGAAUGUAUAUGAAGAAGAGUACUUGGAUGAAGUUCAGAUCCAAGUAUAUGGUGCUGACUGAAGGAUCUUUGGUAUCCUUCAAGAUCACGGGCAAGAACGCUUUUCACAAGAGGAAGAAGACUUACCCGCUCUUUGGCGCAUACGUCUACUCUGGCUUGUUGGCGCACGAAGAAAUCCAUGAACCCAGCAACAGACAAGCACCCUUCACCUCGGAAUACCGAGUUUAUCAAGACGGCUUGCAGUCUAGCGAUGGGCCGCAAGAUACCACAUUCUGUGUCCGCCUCGCUAUACCGGGGUCGUCCUGGACGGCAAAGACGGUGAAUCCUUGGGAUUUAGGUGACGAUGAAGAUUACACGCCCAUGCCUCUCAGCAAGUCGCCCCAGGGCUUGCUCAUCUUUAGGGCUAGGUGCAAGUUGGAAAGAGACCGCUGGGUAUGGGCCAUCAAUGCCGAGAUGGAGCGACAAGCUAGAAGCCAUCUACGCCAGGAAAAGACUUUGCGCGAGUAUGGCAAUGUGCCCGAGAAGUGGUAG
Messenger RNA from Cryptococcus wingfieldii CBS 7118, 3159 nucleotides. RefSeq lists its product as hypothetical. Gene Ontology annotation, biological process: protein localization to prospore membrane; ascospore-type prospore membrane formation. Gene Ontology annotation, cellular component: prospore membrane. The record is from RefSeq and is a predicted model, not a curated record. NCBI's taxonomy places the organism in Eukaryota, Fungi, Basidiomycota, Tremellomycetes, Tremellales, Cryptococcaceae. Bases 1 to 3159 code for a protein of 1052 amino acids. The transcript is spliced from 10 exons.